Messenger RNA from Drosophila ficusphila, 496 nucleotides. RefSeq lists its product as uncharacterized. The record is from RefSeq and is a predicted model, not a curated record. The transcript has 2 exons. Bases 95 to 379 code for a protein of 94 amino acids. Lineage: Eukaryota; Metazoa; Arthropoda; Insecta; Diptera; Drosophilidae.
GAUUUUGGAAGUUUAGACUGCACUGACCGAUUGCAGAGUUCACAUGCUCACGUGAUAUUACUAUAAAUAGAAAUAUUAAAAAUAAAUAUAAAACAUGGCUACAAUGGAUGAUUUUUUCCAUAAAGUGCAACGCAAACAUCCCAACAUUCUUGACGAUUUACGGGAAAUCUUCAAAACCACCCAAAGCGAUUCCCCACAGCGCUCAAUCACCCUUUCCCAAAUACGUGCUGCCUACAACCGACGGACUGGCGAGGAUUUUCCCGUCAAGGGAGGCACGCGAACCCAAAUGUGUUUCGUCCUAACAAUCCCUUAUGUCGCCUGCUUCACCAGUCAAAUUGGCACUUUGCGAUUCUUUACCAUCGAUGCUAAUCAGGAAUAAGGGAGGAUCUGAACAACAAUACUAGUCGUACCAGUGCAAUUCAGUAUACUAUAAAUAUAAAAUGCAAUAUUCGUAUUAACAAAAAUAAUAUAAAUGAAAUCUAAAUAAAGAAUCUUU